AUGGCUGCACUUCCCGCGGCCGUCGAAUGCCUUCAGGUCAACCUCGAGCUCCGCGAUGUUUACUUCCUCACGAUCGGUAUGUGGCUUGGCGGCAUCCUCAUGUACGCCGGCCUCGCAUUUGGCAAGUUGCUUGCCUUCGCCGUAGGCCGGUUGUGCGUUGGCGAGGUCUUCUCGAAAGCAGGCCUCAUUCUUCGCAAGAUCCCCGCCGUAUGUCGCAACGUUGUCGCGCUCAGGUUUAUAUGCCUCAUCCGCUUCUUCGUCGGCACCCUCUCCGACCGAGACUCUAUACUUGAUAGCAUCACUACCGACUGCGCUAUACUCCUCGCCGGCGUGCUCCUCGGCGUGCUCUUUGGCAUGUUCUUCAAGCACAGCCUCGUUGUGCGCGCCAGCAUAGCCAUCGAGAACAUACUCAUUGCCGGCGCCGUCUUCGCCAGUACUGUGCUGCUGAACUAUAACAAGCAGCAGAGGCCUGUGGCAAGGCAUGGGAGGAAGCUCAGGCAGAAGAAGCGCAAUGAAGCAGCGAGGAAUGCCUCAACGGACAACAUAGCCCCGGAUGAUGGCAACGGCGACAUCGACAACGACAGCGAAGUCGCAGCGCAAGAGAACUCCGUCGCAAACAAACCAGCCAUCAAGCCACGCAGGGCGGCCACCAGAAAGGGGGACAAUCCAAAUGCUUCAUACCGCGACCGACCCUACUCCAUCGACAAAGUGCCCAAGCCUAAUAACGUGGCCGAGUACUCAGCGAAUACCGACCGCGGGAAGUCCCGUGCACAAGCCGAUGACAUACGGCGGGAGAUGGAUAUCCUGAAGAUGAGGCUCCAACCAUGCGCCGACGAGACUAUGGAGACCACCGACCUCCACUGCACACAGGAGGUAGAGCCGGAGAACGGCGCCUCGUCUCGUUCGCGAGGCGAGUCUACCCUCUCAGAGUACCGUUUCCGGCUCGGCUACACCGGCAAGGAGAACAAGCGACUCACGCUGGAGAUCGUUAACGGUACAGUCCAUGAUGGUCCUUUGGCCAUCCUCACCCAGUAG
This is a messenger RNA of Didymosphaeria variabile, 1035 nucleotides long. RefSeq lists its product as uncharacterized. The transcript is spliced from 4 exons. The coding region runs from base 1 to 1035 and encodes 344 amino acids. NCBI's taxonomy places the organism in Eukaryota, Fungi, Ascomycota, Dothideomycetes, Pleosporales, Didymosphaeriaceae. The record is from RefSeq and is a predicted model, not a curated record.